AUGUACUCUGACUACGAAGACAACGGCGGCGAGGACGAGCAGCCAGCCAAGCGCUCGGGUGGCUACAGAAUCGAAGUGUGCCCGAAUAACAGGGCCAAGUGCAAAGGUCCUGAGCCAUGCAAAGGCGAAACUAUCGUUAAGGGCUCGUUGCGCCACUGCUCCGUCGUCGACAUCAAGGGCAACACCUCCAUGGUUUACCGCCACUGGGGCUGCGUCACCGCCAAGGUUCUGGCUAACAUGAAGAAAGAACUCGGCGAUGCCGACAAUCUUGACGGUUUCGAGGACAUUCCCAAGGAGGACCAGGAGCGACUUCGCAAAGCUUGGGAGGUAGGCCACGUCGCCGAAGAGGACGUUCCGAGCACCGCAAACAAAAGCAAGGUGAUUCCGGGCUAUGUUGACCCGGACGCACCGGAGAAGCCCAAAAAGGGUGGCAGAAAGAAGAAGGAUGCCGAGGACGGCGAAGAGGGCGGCGACGAGGAGAAGCCCAAGGAAAAGGCGGCUGCUCGUAAACCUCGUGCCAAGAAAGCCAAGGAGGAAGAUGAGGACGGUGACGCGAACAUGGAGGACGAGGAGAAGCCAAAGAAGGCACCUGCCAAGAAGAGUCGCGCGAAGAAGGCGAAAGCUGAAGAAGACGCCGAUAAGGGCGAGGGCGAUGAAGAGGAGAAACCGGCGAAGAAGGCUCCAGCGCGGAAGCCGCGCGCAAAGAAGGCAAAGGAUGAGGACGACGAAGACCCUGAGGACAAGCCAGCUCGCCGCGCGCCGGCUAGGGCCUCCCGUGCUAAGAAGCCUGUCGUCGACGAUGAAGACGAUGAUGAGGCCGAGGAGAAGCCAAAACCGAAGGCCCGCGGUAAGAAGGCUGCUGCGCCGAAGAAGGCUGCUGCGAAGAAGAAAAAGGCCGACAGCGAUGAUGAUGGUGAAGACUUCGGCGAUGCGAUGGACGCGAUCGAUGAUGACGAAGAGGCUGAGGCGAAGGAGACGGACGACGAGAAGCCCGCUCCCAAGAAGCGCAAAGCACCGGCGUCGAAGUCCGGGAAGCCUGCAUCCAAGCGCCAGCGCUCGGGCGGCCGCCAGAAGAAGUCGGCCGACGUCGUUGAAGAAUCCGGCGAAGAGUAG
This is a messenger RNA of Peniophora sp. CBMAI 1063, 1113 nucleotides long. NCBI's taxonomy places the organism in Eukaryota, Fungi, Basidiomycota, Agaricomycetes, Russulales, Peniophoraceae. The record is from the annotation of a GenBank genome assembly.